ACAGUUGACAGUAGUGAAAUUAGCAAGAUUGAGGUUAUGUCGAUGGUAGCAAAGAGUACACUUACUGUCAGCCUGACAGGCUAACCUUAAAAACAUUUGAAUUGUUUUCAAGUUAUCAGUUUUGUAAUUUGUGGAAUUAUAGAUGAUGCUCUAGGUUUCUUCAAUCUGGUAUCUCAUCUGAAACAGAAUUUGAAGUUAUAAUGAUAUGGAAUUGGAAAUUAAUAGUUAUUGCAAACAAAACAAGUUCAAGUGUAAUGUGGAUAGUUGCAUUGCUUCUUUCAGAAAGAAGUGUUAUUUGGAAAUUCAUUUGAGAAAGCAUAAUAAUGAGCGUCCUUUCAUUUGUGAUGUUCCCGAUUGUCAGAAAUCAUAUAUAACUGCAUGGCACUUAAAACGACACCAAGGUCAGGUGCAUGAAAAGGCAGAAGAGAUUAUGUGUGAUAUAGAAGGAUGUGGAUUGGUGUUAAGCAACAAGUAUAACUUGAAGAAACAUAAAUAUCGCCAACACAAUGAAUCAAAUUGUUGUUCAGUAUGUUCUCAAAAAUUCAACAAGAGGUGGCAGUUGAAUGAACACUCUUUUUUACAUACAGGAGAAUCAAGAUAUAAGUGUGCCAUUUGCAACAUUAGUUUUAACAAAUUCCACUUAUAUAAUAAACACAAGAGAACUCAUAAAACCUAUAGCUGUGAUUGUGGUAAAGAAUUUACUAGAUGGACAUUAUUUAUUGAACACAGACGAAGUUCCUGUACUAUUGAAAAAAUAGAGCACAAAUGUAUCAUUUGCCAGAAAGUCUUCACCACUAAAACUAAUUUAAGACAACACACAAUGAAGAUUCACCUAGAGGAGAGUAUGAGUCAUAGAUGUCAUUACUUGGGUUGUUCAAGAGGAUACAAAUUCAAAAAGAAUUUAAUGUUUCAUAUUCGUACUUUCCAUGAAAAAGACAACAAUAAAAUCAAGUGCAUCAAACCUGGAUGUGACACAUAUUUGAAAAAUCAGAGAAACUUGAAGAGACAUAUUGCCAAUGUGCACAAAGAAGCAUCUAAACCGAAUACUAAAAAAGAAAGAAGGCCAAGGAAAGAUAAGGGUGAACCAAAAAAAUGUAUGGCAUCCAUUUUAUCUGGUGUUGAUUUGACUGUAGCAGAAAACAAGAAUAUUAUUAAUAGAUCUUCAUACUCUGCAAUAUCUUCAUCUGAGGAAACAGAUUCAGAAAAGGGCAAUAUAACUAAUUCAAAGAAUUUGAACGAGGCAAAGAGGAAAGAAACGACUGACAUUUCACAAUCAUCCUGUGAGGGUCAACAGAACAAUGUAGAGUCAGUUGAAAAUAAUGAUUUAGAUAUGGAAGAUCCUCUUUUACAAAUCUGUGGUAGAGUUAUGACUAAGAUUCAAGAAUAUCUGAAUCAGACACCAGUACCUGCAGUGCAGGAAUCAUCAACAUACUUUAAAAUGCAAGCUUAAACUCAUGAAGAAUUGUGUGUAAAUAUUCAUCUGAUUUGUUUGUUUUUCUUCGGAUCUUCCCAUCAGACAUGAAGCCAAAUUUUAGUAACAAGAAAAUAUGUUGAAAAUUUUCAUUUAUCUCAUUAAAGAGUUGUUACAUUACAAA
Molecule: messenger RNA, 1595 nt
Organism: Leptinotarsa decemlineata (Colorado potato beetle)
Lineage: Eukaryota; Metazoa; Arthropoda; Insecta; Coleoptera; Chrysomelidae
Product: transcription factor IIIA
Biological process (GO): regulation of transcription by RNA polymerase II
Cellular component (GO): nucleus
Source: RefSeq, a predicted model, not a curated record